Cotesia congregata is the source of this 1569-nucleotide messenger RNA. The record is from the annotation of a GenBank genome assembly. NCBI's taxonomy places the organism in Eukaryota, Metazoa, Arthropoda, Insecta, Hymenoptera, Braconidae.
AUGGAUACCGAUAUUAAAAAACUAGAUUCUUCGAAACCACCGGGCCUCAAGGUUGAACGAGACAGUGAUCUUAUUGGGAUGUUAUCUAAGCAAUUAUAUUUGGCCGGUGAUCAGUUGCAGAGGAUGAAAAUCGUGUUGAAAAAAACUGAGGAUAGAUUGAAAUCAAAAGAUCAAGAAUUUAAUCGUCUUAAGCGAAAAUUGAAGGAUUGGGAGAGUAAAGAAAAAAGUCAAGAAAGCAAUCUAAAAAAAGAAAGCAAGCAUCGGAAAACACAAUUCGAACGAUCUGAUUACAUUUAUAAGAGGUGUCUGAAAUUAGAAAAGAAAAUUGAUGAAAUAGAGAAGUUUCUUUCCAACUACGGAUUAAUUUGGGUUGGAGAAAAGAAAAGCGCGUCAAAAAAUUUUAGUCAAAUAACACCUGACUACCUAGAUAAAAUAAUUUUGAAUAUUGAAGACUUGAACAUGUCAGUUGGCAAAGGUGAGAUGUUUAUAUGCCGUAAUUCCGGAGGAGCCUCUUUUAAGUUAAGGCCUUAUGACGACCCCUCGUCUCAAGCAUUUCUUAAAGAUAUAUUUGACGGCUUUUUUCCUUCAGAACUUCAGUGCGAUUAUCCCAACGGCGUUCCCUUUAAGGUCGAAGACUACCGAACAAAACACUAUCUUGGUAGUGGAGCAAAUUAUCCUGGGAGUGGUCAUCAGUUAGGGAACAUAUCCACUGCUAGUAGCAAAAUUUAUUCAAUUAAUUCUUCGGUGGAAGAAAAACAUUCAGUAUCUGCAAAAUCGUCGGAUUUAAAACAUCCUUAUAAUUUAUCGAUUAAGUCUCCAAGAUUUUCUUCGCGAACAAAAUUGUCAAAUCCAAGCCUAUUUAAUCUUCAAAUUCCGAUUUCAAUCACUCAGAGAAAUAAUUCAGAAAAAAACACUCCAUCGAAUAAUAACGUAGAAAUAACAUCGGGGAAUAUAAAAAAUAAUACAGCAAAUUUAUCCUCAAGAAUAAAAAUAUCUAAUUAUACUCAGGAUGUAUCAAAACGAUCAUCUCAUUCGAGUAAACAUAAAUUUGAGUUAUCAGAUAGAUCAUCCUUGGAUUUAUCAGCCCGGAGCAAUUUUGGGAUUCGCCCGAGAUCAGUGAGUUUCUCAAGGGAUAGUUUUCGUUUUUCACACAGUUCAAUGCCGUCAUCCACUGGAGGUAAUUCUAGUUCUUCGAGAAGUUGUAAAGACAUUAAUGGAAGCAAUUAUAGUAAACUCCGGACAUCAAAAUCGACGACAAUGACGACCCAUAACUAUGAAAUGCCGUUAGUUCAGGAAAUAAAUGAAUCAACCAAAGAUUCAGGAGAAUUGAGAUUGAAAAUCAGAUCUUUGAAUGGUAGAAUAGUUUACCUUGCGUACGUUUUUGCUGAUGACUCAGUAAACUAUCUUUACCACUUGUUGGACAGAGCGAUGUCAAGAAAACGAAAGCGUACUCCGAGUUAUAAAAUUGUUAUCAGUGGAUUUACAUCAAGAAGACUUGAUCAUAUGGACAUCUCCUUAAAGAAUUACGGAAUAGAUAAAGAUACUGUACUUCAUCUGGUUAAUGACUGA